AGCUUCUAAUGCUUUGGACUUAGGAUGGUGGCGAGUGCAGACAGCCGUUGCAGAGGGCUGGGCUCCUGAAGCAAACCUCGUCGAAGGACUACUAUUGGACCAACCGUUUCACAAAAGUUUACCUGCGCCCUCGCCACUAUCGAAAAAUUUGGAAGGCAGCUCCGCUCACGAACAAACAGCUGAUGAUUCGGUGCAGCGAUCGAACUUGAAACAAUGCGUUUCAUACACCGACGAUGGAUCAAGCGGACUUAGCAUGGUAGCGGGGAUGGACAAGGAAAACCUUGAGAGCUCUUUUGCAAAAGGGAGUCUUGAAGAGGAGAGACAAACGGCUGAACAUCCACAACUUGAAGUUCAAAGAACAAUACAGGAGCACCGCCGAGCAACUGAGAGCUAUCAACCAUCUGAAGAUGCCAAUUCUCCAGAGAGAAAUGCUCGGUAUCCGAUUGGGGACCUACUUAAGGACUUCACUCUCGCUCUCACUAAGGACAAACGAAGCAGACUUCCCCCGGGCUUCAUGCCCCAAUUAAAGAAUCAGAUGGAAAGAGUUAUUUCUGGGAAGGAAAUGCUUGACGGAUACAGUGAUGUCUUCAUUAGACGUUCAUUCGCUGAAGCAUAUACGACCUUCACCGAGCGAGCGUUUCGCAGACAAAUAGACAAGGAUCGACGUGCAGACGAUCUUAUUCUGAUAUUCUGUUCCCAAGCAACUGAGGCAUUGCAGAGGGACAACGCACCCCGCUUCUCCUCCUUGGAAUUGCUAGUCGAUCGUCAUGUUGCAAUGUUUGUCAAGGUAAUCUGCAGUACCUUGAUAGGCUAUGGAAAUGACAACUUACGAGAGCUCAUGGAACAACUGAUGACCUUGGAGUCGAAAUUGCUUGCAAACGACCAGUUUAGAUUGCUUACAAAUGACCAAGAAAAAUUUGCCGGUUCAGGGAAAGGGGUAGGAGUAUCACGUAUUCCAUCCUCAGCCGAUGCAGACGAAUGAGUACCAACCAGCAGAUCCGCCAUUAUUUUCUGCAACGGAUACGACCGCGCGAACUGGGGAAAACGAAUUGAGCAAAUCAAGCGUGGCGAAAGGGAAAGCCAAUGUAAACAGUGGAGGCCUUUUAGCAUCGCGGAAUCUGGCCGACCUGAGACCAAUAGCAGCUGGUUUGAAAGAGGUGCAAGUUGCUGGGAACAAAUUCCUUUUAACGAUGGAAGGGAAUG
Molecule: messenger RNA, 1203 nt
Organism: Hyaloscypha bicolor E
Lineage: Eukaryota; Fungi; Ascomycota; Leotiomycetes; Helotiales; Hyaloscyphaceae
Exons: 2
Coding region: 254-982 (242 amino acids)
Source: RefSeq, a predicted model, not a curated record